This is a messenger RNA of Drosophila biarmipes, 1041 nucleotides long. RefSeq names its product transmembrane protein 138. The coding region runs from base 144 to 641 and encodes 165 amino acids. Gene Ontology annotation, cellular component: cilium. NCBI's taxonomy places the organism in Eukaryota, Metazoa, Arthropoda, Insecta, Diptera, Drosophilidae. The transcript is spliced from 3 exons. The record is from RefSeq and is a predicted model, not a curated record.
AUAAUUUUGUGGUAUCAAAGCCAGCGCAUGGCAACCGAUUGUGGUAGCUUUGCGUUUACAGGACGAAGGACACAACAAAUCCCGCACAGUAAAGGCACAAUAAACUAACUACACAAGCAAAUGAUCGCCAUUAAGUUGGUGCAAUGAAGCUAACUCUGCUACGGUACUCCUGGGUGCUUUUGCUACAGAUCGCCUUUUUGGGAGUAGACCUUCUCAUAAACGCAUUUGGGCUUUCGCUGGCCAGAAACCAGUUGCAGACAGCCAUUGUUAUAUUUGUCAUUCAGGACACUCUGAUUAUUACGGAGUAUGUGCUGUUCACCAUUGCGUUGCACUCAACGUGUGUGUACCAAGUCGGUGCCUCCUUCAUAAUCCUGCGGAACUGCAAGCUCUUAAUGGUCAGCAUUACCCUGUACUUCCUUCUGUCCGCCUCCCAACAUUUCUGGAUCAUCUACCAACAUCGUCACCCCUCAGGUGAAGAAAAUCAGCACUGGCCAAUAGGUCUAGUUUUUUUAUCAUUGGUACAACGCAUCAUGUCAGUGCUCUAUUACCAUAGCUCCAAAUCAACAGCUCUGACCAUGGCAGAUCCUCGAUUCAAGGAGGAACAUCUGGAUUGGAUCGCGGACCAGCUGGUCGAUAAGUAAUGAGGUUGUUUAAAGCGAUGUGUUGAUUGUAGCGUGGAACUUCUAAGCGGUCUGGUACACAGCGGUAACGCCCUGCGUCGGACCGAGACGCGCCGCGUCAGUGUGCGGGCUUUCAUAUUAUUACAUGCGAACUUCUCUACGCGAUAAAAACAGUGAGACGGGCGGCACGGCACCGCCCAAGUGUGCGCAAGCCUUAAGAGUACCGACGCACAUAAAAAACUAUGUGACAAGGUUCGAAACAAACUUAUUGAGCAAAAAAUGUAUUUGUUUCACAGACACCAAAUAAGCUCAGCAUAAAAAAUGUUAGUUUUCUGUACAUAAAAAUGUAUGCGAAAACAAAAAAAAAGUACUUUAAAGUUAUGUUAAAAGUGGCAAAACACAUUAAAAUGUUUUUCUUUAA